UAUAUUGACACUGCUGCUCCUCUCUGUGGCUUUCUUUCUUAUAGGGAGUGUCUCAACUUGAUACCACAUAGUAAGUUUUCAUUUGCAAAGAUAUGGCUUCUAGCAGCCCAGUUUGAAAUACGUCAGCUGAAUCUCAAGGGUGCUCGACAGAUAUUAGGAAAUGCCAUUGGAAAGGCUCCAAAAGACAAGAUUUUCAAGAAGUAUAUAGAGAUAGAACUGCAGCUUGGUAACAUAGAUAGAUGCAGAAAACUAUAUGAAAAGUAUCUGGAGUGGUCGCCUGAAAAUUGCUAUGUUUGGAGCAAGUAUGCAGAAUUGGAGAGAUCUUUAUCUGAGACUGAUCGAGCUAGAGCAAUAUUCGAGCUUGCAAUCGCUCAACCAGCAUUGGAUAUGCCUGAACUAUUGUGGAAGGCAUCUAUUGACUUUGAGACUGCAGAAGGUGAAUUUGAGAGAGCAAGAGCGCUUUAUGAAAGGCUUCUUAAUAGAACAAAGCACUUGAAGGUAUGGAUAAGCUAUGCGGAAUUUGAGGCAACGGCAAUAGAUCAGAACAGUUUAGACUUGACAGAAGAAGAGAAAGAGAGGGAAUGCCUUCAGCGUGCUAGAAGGGUGUUUGAGGAAGCUCUUAACUACUUCAGAUCGUCAGCUCCGGAACUGAAGGAGGAAAGGGCAAUGCUAUUGGAGAAAUGGCUCAACAUGGAGGCUGCUUCUGGGGAGCUUGGUGAUGUUAGCUUAGUCCAGUCUAAGCUGCCGAAGAAGCUCAAAAAGAGAAGACAAGUUACUACUGAAGAUGGUUCUGCCAGAAUUGGGGAAUUCAUCGACUAUUUGUUCCCUGAAGAAACUCAGACGACUAAUCUUAAGAUCUUAGAAGCUGCAUACCAGUGGAAGAAGCAAAAAUUGUCUUCUGGCGAGUGGCGACAACUGAACUAACAAUAUUUUCAUCUUGUCUUGUUUGUAACAUGUAUAUAUAUGUUGGAGUGAUUAGGGAUGGGUUAUUGUUAAAAUCAAAACUGUUGAAUACUUUUACCUAUCAAAAUUUUUAAAAAAGAUA
This is a messenger RNA of Arachis duranensis, 1045 nucleotides long. Its product is annotated as pre-mRNA-splicing factor CLF1-like. The record is from RefSeq and is a predicted model, not a curated record. The transcript is spliced from 5 exons. Gene Ontology annotation, molecular function: protein binding. Gene Ontology annotation, cellular component: Prp19 complex; U2-type catalytic step 2 spliceosome; post-mRNA release spliceosomal complex. The annotation marks the transcript as partial. NCBI's taxonomy places the organism in Eukaryota, Viridiplantae, Streptophyta, Magnoliopsida, Fabales, Fabaceae. Gene Ontology annotation, biological process: spliceosomal complex assembly; mRNA splicing, via spliceosome.